Messenger RNA from Paramacrobiotus metropolitanus, 2603 nucleotides. RefSeq names its product monocarboxylate transporter 13-like. The record is from RefSeq and is a predicted model, not a curated record. NCBI's taxonomy places the organism in Eukaryota, Metazoa, Tardigrada, Eutardigrada, Parachela, Macrobiotidae. The transcript has 6 exons. Gene Ontology annotation, biological process: monocarboxylic acid transport; transmembrane transport. Gene Ontology annotation, molecular function: monocarboxylic acid transmembrane transporter activity. Bases 599 to 2152 code for a protein of 517 amino acids.
GUCUGGCGACAGGAAGUUCUACCCAUGUUUGCUUUUUCGGUAUCGUGGAAGCGCUGCCGGCUUAACACUUUCUCUCAGUCUUCGCUAGUGCUCGCAUAGGACUUCCAGUUAGUUAGCUUUUGUAUGCACUUUUUCGCCAUAUCUGCCGAUCGAGAAUGGGCCAGAUCAUCUUCAUCUUCAGAAGGGCUUAUAGAGCUUAAGAUUCUGCUGGCGCUACGUGUAGUUUGGUUUCCUGUGUUUCCAUUGUUCGCUGCUCUUGCUGUUUCCCUUUGUUUGUACGAAGCAUACCAAUCAGUUUUUGUAUUGCUAUACAAUUAAAGGAGAGGGUGUGUUAUUUGUAUUACUGUUACCAGAUGCAGACAGUCACAUCUUCAGUAUUCUUCACCAACGGGUUUUAACUUAGUGGUUUUCCUUCGCACUGAUUCGCCUAAUAUUAUUACGAAAUUCUUUUAACUUAAGAAUGUUGUCUUGACUGUGUAACACUGAGGACGCAUGAUUCUUCGGGUCUAAAACUAUAAACAGCACGAGGAUCAAUACAGCGCGUGUGCGUUAUCAACGAAUAUUCUUCCUAUUAUGUUGUGCGCGAUCCCUGGACAAUAUGCCAUUGAAAAACUUAAAGCUUAAUGGUCAUUUAAACUCAGUAAACGGAUCACCGGAUAAGCAGAUAGAAAAAGCUAAGCUCGGGACGAACACAAGCUGCCGGCAUGAUGAUAACCUGCGCGAUCUCUUACCUUCCGAACGCCAGACUCUCAAAGUUCCCAGUUCAAAUGCACUAUCAGAUUUGGAUGGGGAAUCCAAGCCGCCGUAUUCACCGUCACCCGCGUUGACCAUUGCUCCGGAAGGUGGCUACGGUUGGGUGAUUGUCGGCGCGGCGUUCCUGUGCUCCUUCGUGGUGGACGGUGUGGCUAAUUCGUUCGGCAUUUAUCUGAUUGAAUUUAACGAUUUGUUCGUCGAGCCGGAAUCCAUAACAUCAUGGAUUGGGAGUCUAUUAGUUGGGGUUUACUUGUUUAUGGGACCCAUUGCUUGUGGAUUAGCGGACACAUUUGGUUAUCGUAUUGUCAUAGCCUGCGGUGCAGUGACGGCAGCCUGUGGAUUCGGCGCUAGCUUUUUCGUUACCAAUGUCUACGUUCUCUUCCUAACGUUUGGAAUUAUCGGUGGGAUCGGUUUCGGGUUUAUUUAUUCCCCAUCGAUUAUGUGCGUGUGCUCAUACUUUCAAGACCAGAGCGCACUGGCAGUGGGCAUCGCCGUGUGCGGAUCAAGUGUCGGCGGCAUGGUAUUCCCGAAUUUUGUCCAGUUGUUACUGGAUUACUAUGGCUGGCAAGGGUCCAUGUUAUUUUUAGCUGGGACGGCGCUGCAGUGCUGUAUUGCGGCGGCGCUGAUGCGCAAUCCGCAACAUAAGACCCUCCCAGCCUUGCAGAUCACCAAGGCGACUUCCGGUGAGGAUGAUCAAGGUUGCUUGCCGCCGCUGAUCCGGCAGGCGCUGGCCGACAUGAUCAACUUCCACAUCUACCGCGUACCGACGUUUCUCAUCUACAGCUGCGCCAGCUUUAUCGGGUCGAUUGCGUUUCUCACGCCGUCAUUCUUCCUGCCGUCUUUCGCCAUUGAAAAAUUCCCCAUUGAUAAGGACACCGCGGCCACCGUCAUUACGGCCAUUUGUGGCGCCGGCAUAAUCGGCCGCAUAUUCUUCGGCGCACUGGCCGAUCGACCGCGGUUCGAUGCACUGAAAAUCCAUAACCUGUGUAUCUUCGCCAGCGGCGUGACCUUGGCCUUGGUCCCGAUGUGCACCUCAUUCACCGGUCUAUUGAUUAACGGAGUAGUCUAUGGAUUUUUUAUUGCUCCUUACAUUUCGCUCAUGUCGAUCAUUCUCUCGAGCCGGAUGGGUCUGGAGCAGCUUCCGAUCGCGUUCGGACAGACACAACUACUUGCCGGAAUUGCCAGCAUGAUUGGACCACCUUUGCAUGGUACCGUUGAGGGAAAAACGACUUCCAGUGUGCCGUUUUAUUUCGCCGGUGCCGCCUGGAUUCUUGCCUCAUUAGUUGCCAGCCUGAUUUUCUUGCUGCCAAACCGGCUCAAGCGAUGCGAAUUCGCCAGGUCCAAGUCCAGCGUCAAUGGUUCUUCUAGAGCAAUCAGUACCAACGCAGAACCGGUGUGAUGCGCAGUGUUUAAUUUUCUUCCACAGAAAUUCUCUGCAAAGGAACGCGCUCCCCCUGUGCUUUUUGUACAAUUAAAAUUGAAGGGUUGGCCGCGUUUUUAGGUCGCUAGUAGCAAUUUUGCUCAGAUCGCACCGGUAUUCUCGUGGAUGUGGAUGUAUAUUAGCCGCUAAUCCGUGCCUUUUCGCAAUGCAGACUUGAUCUAAUAACUUCCAGAUUUUUUAGCUGUGCUGACUCGGUUGUGAAGUUUUACUGUGUUUCGAUAGAUUUGCCCGUUUAAUGGUUUCUUCCGGAAAUGAAGUUUUCCAGAUUGUUAUUACAAUUUAAUGUUUUAACUGUCAAUGUAUAUGAAAAAAAUGUUGUUCCCUUAUAUCGUUGAGUUUAAGCCAUUCUGAAGAUGCAGUAGACGUGGGCAGUCAAAAUGGUUAAAGUUUAAUUAAAAGCACGUGCUUG